UACACAUUACAUUUCUGGGAAUUUGCGCCCUGUCUUGCUAGGGAUUGGAUGGUUGUGGCCAAACAGAGAUGCUCUUUAAGACCUAUGGUGAAUAAUAUCAAAUAAAGUCACUUAAAAAGGAUAAUGCACACUGUCGCUUACAGAAUUCAGAGUUUAGCCUUUCGAAAAAAUACGCACACGGGAAAAUCUUUAAAUGCGUCAUGAACUGCAGUGAGCCGGAUUUGUCAUGCUGUAAAUUUCAAGCAAGCCAAGCAGGAGACGGCGCACUUUGUUGACAUUUCAACGCGUGAAGGACGCAGGAGUUGACGUGCACUGUAGGCUGUUACUAAGAUGUUUGUCCUGCUGUGGAAGGCGUGAAUGAAAGUUCUGUGUUGACAACUUUACAGCGCCUCGGUCCAGGUAGAUGCUAACUGAAGCAAAGAUGGCAGCACAUUCAUUUGAAAACUAUCUGCCAAAAUCCUUGUGACAAUCAAGUGAGAAAAUUAUUUGGAAAAUGAGUGACUGUUCACAGUGGAAAUAGAAUACGAUAUGACAAAUAAUGAAGGGUUACCUGUCACAAUGGCUUCCGGCUAUUUUUCUAAAUUGCUGGCUGCUUAUAGCCUGUGAGCAUGUGGAGGUGGUAAAGCAUGCCAUCAAACUCCACAGGGGUAAAGGUGCUCCUGUCACUCAUGGCAAACAAUGGGUUAUGGAGAACUGCCGCAAGAUGGCUGCUCUGCUGCACCAGAAGAAUGUAGUACUAAACAAGUUAAAAGGUGCUAUCAAAGCAGUGGAGAAGAAUCCAGACCUAUCAGAUGCUGAAAAACUAUUUCAAGUACACACCUUUGAGAUCUUUCAAAAAGAGCUUAAUGAGAGUGAGAACUCUGUAUUCCAAGCCAUCCAUGGGUUGCAGAGAGCUUUACAGGGAGACUACAAGGAUGUGGUCAACAUGAAAGAGAGCAGCAGACAGCGCCUGGAGGCAUUAAGGGAGGCUGCUAUAAAGGAAGAAAAAGAAUUCCUUGAAUUGUUGGCAGCAGAAAAACACCAGGUGGAAGCCAUUAAAAGCAUGCAGCAACAAAACAAGAGCCUUUCAAUGUUGGAUGAGAUCCUUGAAGAUGUGAGGAAAGCAGCGGACCGCUUGGAAGAAGAAAUUGAAGAGCAUGCUUUUGAUGACAACAAACUAGUAAAAGGGGUAAAUAUAGAAGCAGUUCUUCGGGUUGAAGAUGAUGUUGAUGAUCCUCCGAGAAAUUCCUCAAAACAUGAGAUAGAAGAUGACCUUGGCUUAAGCAUGCUGAUUGAUUCUCAGAAUAAUCAGUACAUCCUCACUAAGCCUCGAGACUCUACUAUACCACGAGCCGAUCACCACUUCAUCAAGGACAUUGUGACAGUUGUGAUGCUAUCCCUGCCUUGUGGGUGGUUGUGUACAAUGAUUGGUCUUCCUAUCAUGUUUGGCUAUAUUGUUUGUGGAGUCCUCCUGGGCCCAUCUGGUCUCAAUAGCAUUAAGUCUAUUGUUCAAGUUGAAACCUUGGGCGAGUUUGGUGUGCUGUUUACUUUGUUUAUUGUUGGUCUUGAGUUUUCACCUGAAAGACUGCGAAAGGUGUGGAAAAUCUCUGUGCAGGGUUCUUGUUACAUGACAUUCUUGAUGGUGACGUUUGGAUUGCUCUGGGGUCACCUUUUAAGAAUUCGACCCACACAGACAGUCUUUAUUUCUACAUGUCUUUCCCUCUCAAGUACACCUCUUGUGUCAAGGUUCCUUGCAGGGAGUGGCAGAGGAGACAAAGAAGGAGAGAUUGACUACAGCAGUGUGCUACUAGGAAUGCUGGUUAUGCAAGAUGUGCAGCUCAGUCUGUUUAUUGCUGUAAUGCCAACCCUAAUACAAGCAGGUGAAAGCACCCACAAUAGUGCCCUAAUGGAAAUUUUUAGAAUAUGUAUGCUUUUUGGUCAGAUUCUUUUCUCCUUGGCUGCUGUUUUUGUUCUAUGUGUUAUAAUGAAGACUUAUCUUAUUGGACCAUAUUACAAAAAGCUGCAUGCUGAGUGCAAAGGAAAUAAAGAAAUCCUUGUUUUGGGAGUUUCAGCCUUCAUCUUUGUUAUGCUUACGAUCACAGAGUUGUUAGAUGUAUCAAUGGAGUUGGGCUGCUUUUUGGCUGGAGCUCUGAUGUCAUCUCAGGGACACCUAGUAACUGAAGAAGUCAUGUCUUGCAUUGAACCAAUAAGAGAUUAUCUGGCAAUUAUAUUCUUUGCAUCCAUUGGUCUACAUGUGUUUCCCACCUUUGUUCUAUAUGAGCUUACCGUGCUCCUCAUCCUCACUCUGUCAUUGGUUUUAAUGAAGUUUAUUAUUGCAGUUCUAGUUCUCUCCCUUAUUCUACCGAAAGGGAGUCAAUAUAUCAAAUGGAUUGUUUCUGCCGGCUUGGCCCAAGUCAGUGAAUUUUCUUUUGUUCUGGGCAGUCGAGCUCGACGGGCAGGCAUCAUUUCUCGUGAGGUGUAUCUCCUCAUUCUAAGUGUAACAACACUGAGCCUUUUAUUAGCUCCAGCCUUGUGGAAAGCAGCAACACUGAAAUGCGUUCCUCGACCAGAAAGGCGAUCAAGCACUUGAUGUCAGUACAUCACAUUUGAAUUAUUUGUUCACAAACAAUGGAUCAUUGGAAGUAAACACAGAGCACUCAUAUAGUUCAGUGUUGGACUACAGCUUAGUAUUUACCUUCAAAUGGACCCUACUUUUGGAAUAUUGGUUGGCCAGUUUUACUCUAAUAUGCAAAUGUCACAUGGCAAUGUGUACUAUUAACAACUAUCCAAUCAUUCUUCUGGCAACAUUGUUGCUGACAGUGCUUAAGCUAUCGUUUAGCUAUGUGUUAGCAUUUAAGAGCUGUCUUAAGAACAGGUAAGUGAAAUUAACAAUUUUGACUAGCAUUAGUGAAGUGAAAUUAAUCAACGCCCAAUAAGGCACAACUUUCUUCAGGUCUGCUUUGAGUGCACUAUGUCUGAGGAUAUUUGGGAAACCAUGUGCCCUGAUUAUUUUUUAGAACAGCCAAUAUUCUGGCUGUGUUAGAAGGAUAAUGUCUUAAGGUGGUUUUCUUUCUUUAAUUUAGUCUUAUGUCCAGUUGUAUUCAAAUACUUCUCAGAUUCUCAGCAAAUGCACAUGCUCUUGUUCACCUUCUCCUAUCAAACUGUGAACAGGUGUUUCCUCUG
Molecule: messenger RNA, 3162 nt
Organism: Erpetoichthys calabaricus (reedfish)
Lineage: Eukaryota; Metazoa; Chordata; Cladistia; Polypteriformes; Polypteridae
Gene: slc9d1
Product: transmembrane and coiled-coil domains 3
Exons: 14
Coding region: 539-2569 (676 amino acids)
Biological process (GO): potassium ion transmembrane transport; proton transmembrane transport
Cellular component (GO): membrane
Molecular function (GO): potassium:proton antiporter activity
Source: RefSeq, a predicted model, not a curated record